Rhodofomes roseus is the source of this 1158-nucleotide messenger RNA. RefSeq names its product UreF-domain-containing protein. The record is from RefSeq and is a predicted model, not a curated record. The transcript has 2 exons. Lineage: Eukaryota; Fungi; Basidiomycota; Agaricomycetes; Polyporales; Fomitopsidaceae. Bases 26 to 907 code for a protein of 293 amino acids. Gene Ontology annotation, molecular function: nickel cation binding.
CAUCGUCCCUUUGCGCUACAAGGCCAUGGACAGCGACACCGAGGCCUACCUUCUACUCUUGCUGUCCGACAGUAACCUGCCUACGGGGUCCUUCGUGGCAUCAGCAGGUUUGGAGUCCUAUGUGACCCACGGUUUCUACUCGUCUCCCACCCCGUCGACGCCGCGCGACAAGAUGGACGCGACGAUGGAUUUCUUGCAAGAUAGCCUUAGGUCCUACGCGAGAAGUGCGCUUCCCUUUGUCUCUGAUACGCACGAUGUCAUCCGCAAGCUUCUUGCCGAUUCCCGAGACGCGUCCCUAGACUCUGUGCUCGAGGCAGUCACGGCUUUGGACGAUCUCUACGAGUCUAUGACCCUGAAUCACGUCGCCCGCCGUGCAUCCAAGUCACAAGGCGUAGCUCUCCUCACGCUAUACUCUAAAGGCUUCUCGAAACCGUCUACUCGAAGGCAGCGCCAGGCACAAGUUAUCAUGUCGCAUCCCGCUGACGAUGAGCUGUCUUGGGAAACCUAUGCCGGAGCAUUCGUCGAGAAGCUGAAGUUGCGCAUCAGGCAAGAGAAGACUCAUGGGCACCUACCCAUCUGUUGGGGCGUUCUCACUGCUUGCCUGGGACUGUCCUUGGAACGCAGCCAAUUCCUUCACCUCUUUCUCCACGCACGCAGUCUACUGUCAGCAUCCAUACGUCUCAAUACGAUAGGACCAUAUGCUGCCCAACAGCUCCUAUUGCACACCGUCAAGCCUCUUGUCGAGGCAGAAGCCCUGAAGAGCAAGACACUACGCACGGGUAUCGCCGGUGGUGACUGGAGGCAUCCUAUUGACGAAGUUCACCAUGGACCUGCAGUCACCUGGCCGUUGGGCGAGAUCCUAGCUGCACGGCAUGACCUCCAACAUUCGCGGAUUUUCAACAGCUGACGCUGCUGCAAGACUACAAUAUGGCUCUCGUACACCCCGGUAGCCAAAGAUCACUACAAGAAAUAUCAUACAGUUGGCCGAGCGACUACGUUGAUGUAACAAGUGCGAGUCGUGCCGACACUUCCGCCUGCGAGCGCACGAGGCUGGCGAGAUACGACACCAUCAGUGUAUCCUGAAGGGAGUAUAGGUGAGCCACGCUGCUUAUCAUCCGAGCUUCAUGGUUCCGUACCUGCAGACUUGAGUUGAAUCCU